CCGGGGCCAGACGGCCCCAGGCCAAGGGGGUCCCCCCAGGCCCUCCGUGUCCCCGCAGCCCCCAGCACCAUGCGGCCCUGCCUGCUCCUCGCCCUGGCCCUGCUGGGCACGGCCUCUGCCCGCCACCUGGCCGCCGGCCCCUCUGAGGUGGCCAAGCCGGAGGAGCUGGAGCUGGAGCCAGAGUCGGAGCUGGAGGCCGAGGCCGAGGCCGAGGAGUGCCCGCUGGAGGCCGAGACGGAGGCGCUGAACAUCACGGAGCCGCAGAGCGCCCGCACCUUCCGCUACAUCAUCGUGCGGCGCUGCCAGAACUUCCACACCGCGCAGCGUGUGUGCUCCCGCUGCUACCGCGGCCGCCUGGCCUCCAUCCACAGCUACCGCACCAACGUCCUGCUGCAGUGCAGGGCUCGCGCCCGCGUCAACAACGGGCGCGUCUGGAUCGGGGCCAUCACCCGGCCCGUGGGCCGCAGCGUGUUCUGCUACUGGUCUGACCGCAGCGGCUGGAACUACGCCUACUGGCUGCACGGCUACCCCCUGCUCACGGGGCGCUUCUGCACCACCCUCUGCACCGCAAAUGGGCGCUGGAGGAGCACGAGGUGCCGGGUGAGGCUGCCCUUCAUCUGCGAGUACUGAGGGCGCUGUCCCAAUAAACCAGAGUCCUGGAGCCGUCGCCCGGACGCCCCCCGGCUCAGUGCCCCGCCGGGCACCCCUUGCCCACCCCGCAGCACAGGCUGCGCCCCCAGCCCAGCUCCCAGUAAAGCCUCAGCUGCUGGCAUCACUGCUCACGCCUGGCC
Messenger RNA from Anas platyrhynchos (mallard), 791 nucleotides. RefSeq names its product bone marrow proteoglycan-like. Lineage: Eukaryota; Metazoa; Chordata; Aves; Anseriformes; Anatidae. The record is from RefSeq and is a predicted model, not a curated record.